AUGUAUGUAUGCGCGGCAGAACUAUUCGCACACUACCUAGCUGGGAAGCCGCUAGCUUCUUGCAGCGUCGCCCUCCUGAGUCGCAGUCUUCACGGAGCGGAUAUUUUGAUUGAGGUUCAGAACGUCUCUCCAGACUUAUCUAUCCGAAGGGAGUUGACGUUGCAAUUAUCACGCAUGCGGCAACGGCUGCAGUGCGGCCCCAUCCAACGCUUCCUUCGCUCCAUCCCCAAAAGACGACCAGGGGAACUAAAGGCCACGCAGCUGCGUUCGUGCGAACGCCUGUGGCUGCUGUACGGCAGCGAUUGCAUUCUCUACUCCAUUCACCGCUUCGUCAGCACAGAGAUCCUUCGCUGGAGUCUUAUGCUCAAAUACUGCCAGGCAUUCGCCAAAGCCGCCACUGAAGGGCCGAAGCGCCUUCCAGCAGCCUCAGCCUCCAUAGAACCUCCAGAAGUCAUACGCGGCUUCUCUGCGGCGUGUUUUUCUGAGGCAUAUUCGGCCGCUACUAGGAGCUUGAGAGCCAUAACCCUCAGCGAAAUGCUCAUUUCCGUGCAGCCGCACAUAGAAGCUGUCGUCCGGAAGGAGCUCAUAAAGUUUCACAGACUCUCAAAGCUCGAGUGA
Molecule: messenger RNA, 618 nt
Organism: Cyclospora cayetanensis
Lineage: Eukaryota; Apicomplexa; Conoidasida; Eucoccidiorida; Eimeriidae
Exons: 7
Coding region: 1-618 (205 amino acids)
Source: RefSeq, a predicted model, not a curated record